Molecule: messenger RNA, 3400 nt
Organism: Ornithorhynchus anatinus (platypus)
Lineage: Eukaryota; Metazoa; Chordata; Mammalia; Monotremata; Ornithorhynchidae
Gene: SDC2
Product: syndecan 2
Exons: 5
Coding region: 480-1088 (202 amino acids)
Biological process (GO): dendrite morphogenesis; cell migration
Cellular component (GO): membrane; cell surface
Source: RefSeq, a predicted model, not a curated record
GCAACCAGCCGGGCCGAGGACUUGCCUCCCCUCCAGUUACUCCGGGAGCUUUCGCAGGGCAGCCUCGCAGCUUGGAUAACUCCUCCCCGAAAACUUCGGCGGUGUCUUUUUUUUUUUUUCUUUCUGCACCCUCGUUUUUCAUCUCUCGCCUAGCCUCCCCCGACCCUCCCACCCCUCGGCGGGACAAAAGGAGGAGGAGAAGCGAGAACAAACUCGAAGUCCCCAAGAAGCCCUAAAAGGGGUCUGGAAGCGGGCGAGUGACGGGCGGAGAAGAAAAAGGCCGGGGACGGGGGGAGAGCUGUCUCUGCCCCUUGGGGACUCCUCCCUCCUCCUCCUCCUCCUCCUCCCGCCUCCUCCUUCGUCCUUCCUCCUCUUCCCUCCUCUUCCUCGCCGUCCUCGUCCAUCGUCGCGUGUCGCUGCAGCGGGCGGGAAGAUCGCGUCUGUCCGGGAAAGGACCGGCUGUGCCCCCGGGGGGAAUUAUGCGGCCAGCGUGGACACUGCUCACCCUGGGCUUGGUGGCGGCCUGCGUGGCCGGACAGUCGAAAGCAGAGGUGACAUCUGAUAAAGACAUGUACCUUGACAACAGCUCCAUUGAAGAAGCAUCAGGAGUUUACCCUAUUGAUGAUGACGAUUAUGCUUCGGCAUCAGGCUCAGGAGCUGAUGAAGAUGGCGAGAGUCCUCAGAUGACGACAUCCCACACGCUUCCAAAGAUCCCAUCCACACCCGUUAGUCCGAAAGUUGAGACGACCACACUGAAAAUACAGACCAAGAUUCCUACUCAGACAGAGUCACCUGAAGAAAUUGACAAGGAAAACAUUCAGGAUUCUGAAUCUGACAAAAAAAUGGAGUCAGCUGAUGACGAUAAAAAUGUUCAUACUGAAAAACACUCAGACAAUCUGUUUAAGAGAACAGAAGUGCUAGCAGCUGUCAUUGCUGGUGGAGUUAUUGGCUUUCUCUUCGCAAUUUUCCUCAUCUUGCUUUUGGUAUAUCGCAUGAGAAAGAAGGAUGAAGGCAGCUACGACCUUGGAGAACGUAAACCAUCCAGUGCUGCUUAUCAAAAGGCACCUACUAAAGAGUUUUAUGCGUAAAACUCCCUCUUAGUGUCUCUAUUUAUGAGAUCACUGAACUCUUAAAAAUAAAGCUUUUGCAUAGAAUAACGAAGAUCUUUGUUUUUUUUUUGUUUUUUUUUUCAUUAAAGAGCCAUUCUGGCACCUUUAUGACAAAAUUCCAUUGUAUUUAAAACUUUUCAUGUAUUCCUUUAGAACAACAUAAAAUUAAAACUUAACGUCUGCAGUGUUCUGUGAAUAGCAGUGACAAAAUAUUAUUUUAUACAGACCCUUGAUGUUCACGGAAUCAUUUUAAACCUUUAUGCGUAUAUAUGAAAUAAUAGAAAUGAUUGUUUUAUCCUAUGGUUCGAUAAUGAAAGUUGUUUAAUUUUUGUCAGCAUGUCUCAGAUUGAUCUUACAAGUUAGUCUUAUUUCAUUAAUUUAUGUCGUUCCCGCCCCUCCUCCCCCCAGGAAAAAAAUGCCUUUUGUAGCUGUCAUGGUGCAAUUCGUCCUCAAAUAAUUCAGAUAACAGUAAUUUAGUGUAAAUGUGAUUUUUCAGCUCUGUAAACUUUAACCUCCACUUUGUAUAAAUUUUUGAGUGUCCGAAUAUCCAUUUUACACUUGCUUUGUUUCUCAGUGUACCUGUAGCUGCAGAUUUAUUUGCAACAGCAAAUUACAGAAGUGUGUAAAAUUGGAAUGUUACCACAAAGCUGUAUAGUCGUAUAUUUACUACUCAAGUCUUCUUUCAGAAAGAUUUGAUGUAAGUUACUGACAAGCUUAAGCAAACCCAAAGACUCUAACAGUAUUCAGAGAAGUUGCUGCAGAUUCCUAUGGCCACUGUAUUUGUUAAUUAUUUCUUGCAGUUUGAAGGUACGAAUAGGGGUUUAAAGAAAAAUUCGAGUUUUGUUCUUUAAAAUGCAUUUCAGUUGUAAACGUCUUUUUAAGCCUUUGAAGUGCCUAUGAUUCUAUGUAUCUCGUCGCAGACCGGUGUUAAUGAGUAUAUAUAACAGUAAAAAAAAGUUGGUAUUUUAUAAGCACAGACAAUUCUAAUGGUAACUUUUGUAGUCUUACAUGGAUAGAUAUAAAUUGUAAUUUGGGAACAUAAACACUACUGAAUAAAUCAUGUGGCCUAAUAUUGAAAGUAUUGUGAUCAAUUUUGUACAUUUUUGAGCAAAUGUACACUUUGCAUAUGCUGACUUGGUUUUAUGCUGAAGAUCAGAGUUAGAUUCCAGAAGGCGCUGAGCCUAAUUCUGUCAUCAUUUAAGUUCAUUCCUUGGCAGUUGUUGGAAGACAGCUAACCUAUUUUCAGGCCUCAGUGGCACUCUUUAGGUUAUGCGCCUACACUAAACAUGCCUAAGGGGUCUGAAUGAGUUAAAGCUCCCUGGUAGGCAUGUCUAAUCCAUCACCAAGGAUAAUAUCUAGACAGUGACCACACUGGGCUCGGUAUUUGCAUAUCAACACCAAAGAAGCCAUUGAUGAGGCUGUUGAGAGCUUUCAUCUCAGAAAAGACAGGGGAAGGCUUGAACGGGCAUCAUUUGGGCAAACUCAGGUGCCAAGUGCCAGGCUCGCUUGCCACCUUGAAGAAGAGCUUAUGCCAAUUUGGAAAUUGAUACACGCCUUUCUGCCGGUCACUCUAUCGGAACGGUUAAAAACUCCUAGGGUGGAAAAAUUGGUUUUCAAGAACUAGCCAGCUAUGGUUUCAAUUUAUUUGAAAAGCUAGAUUGAAAUCACCUGAGAAUGGUGUCCAAAGAACUGCAAAGGUGAAAGUGGAACUUUUGGACUGUGUCUAGGUGAGCAAAGUUCAAAUAACUGUUUAAUGUUGUGGGAGGAAGUGGGGUUGCAUGCACCUUUGUUGUACAUUUUCCAACAGUCUCCCCUUCAGUUUGCCUUCCUGACACCUCGAUCCAAAUAGUAUUCCCGUGAUACAUCUUGAAAAUUGACACACCUUCUUAGUGAAGGAUAGCCCUCUUUUUUCUCUGCUUCUGCUGUUCCCUCCUUUUUCCCAAGAACUACCACAAAGAUACACUGAACAACCAAAGCAAACAUCAGCGUGUUUACUUAGAUAAGACCUAACCUUGAAAAUUCUCAUCCAACCCUCUUAGAAAAUUACUGUUUUGAAAUCAUGAAAUGCAAGGAUUUUUUUCAGGUUGCACAAUGGCCACCGAUUACAAAGAAGUUAAUACAGUAAGAAUACCUCUACAAUGUUCAAGGGAUAGUGAAAUUCAGUUCACAGAAUAGCAACUGCUCGGAAUUGCUGUGCCAGGAAAAGACAUUUUCUGGCAAAUGUGUUGUCACUGCUGUAAAGCAAAAUAUUUGUUAAAGUGCCAAAAUAAAGUCUGUCAUGCCUAAAGUAA